Benincasa hispida (wax gourd) is the source of this 1362-nucleotide messenger RNA. Its product is annotated as Papain family cysteine protease. The record is from RefSeq and is a predicted model, not a curated record. Gene Ontology annotation, biological process: proteolysis. Gene Ontology annotation, molecular function: cysteine-type peptidase activity. Lineage: Eukaryota; Viridiplantae; Streptophyta; Magnoliopsida; Cucurbitales; Cucurbitaceae.
AUGGACAAAAUGGUAAAUGUGCAGUUCCAUGAUUCUGUGAACCGCCACGAAGACGAAGCUAGAAAAAGAGACGUUGCCAAACGGCAAAACCCGAACCAAAUCAACACAAAAAAGAAGCAAAAAAUCAAAAUGGCAAGGGCGGAAUCCCUCCUUCUAACAUGCGCAUUUAGCCUCACCUUGCUAACAUGCGCAAUUCACUCAGCCACCGCCCUCCGCCGUGACCCAGGAUUGCUACGCCAAGUCACCGACGGCGAGAUUAUCAACAAUCUCCCGGCGGGGAGCGAGAGGAAGUUCGUGAUGUUCAUGGAGAAGUACGGGAAGAGCUAUCCGACGAGGAAGGAGUAUUUGCACCGCCUUGGGAUUUUUGCUAAAAAUUUGAUUAGGGCGGCGGAGCACCAGGCGUUGGAUCCGACCGCUGUGCACGGCGUGACGCAGUUCUCGGACUUGUCGGAGGAGGAGUUUGAGCGAAUGUUUAUGGGAGUGAGAAGCGGCGGAGCUGGAGCGGAGUUGCGGGAGAUGAAUCAGGCGGCGGAGAUGAUGGCUGAGGAGGUGGAGGGAUUGCCGGAGAGAUUUGAUUGGCGGGAGAAGGGGGCUGUUACCGGGGUUAAGAUGCAGGGAACGUGCGGGUCAUGCUGGGCUUUCAGCACGUGUGGCGCAGUAGAAGGCGCCAAUUUCAUAGCCACCGGAAAGCUUCUUAGCCUCAGUGAGCAACAGCUCGUCGAUUGCGAUCACACGUGCGAUCCAACGGACAAAACCGCCUGCAACAACGGCUGCAACGGCGGCCUAAUGACCAACGCCUACAAAUACCUAAUCCAAUCCGGCGGCCUCGAGGAAGACUCUUCAUACCCUUACACCGGCCGCCGCGGUGACUGCGAUUUCCAGUCCGACAAAAUCGCGGUUAGGGUCUCCAAUUUCACAACCAUUCCCAUCGACGAGGACCAGAUCGCCGCCCACCUGGUCCGCCGCGGCCCGCUCGCCGUCGGCCUCAACGCGGUCUUCAUGCAGACCUACAUCGGCGGCGUAUCCUGUCCGUUGAUUUGCGGGAAGAGAUUCGUCAACCACGGCGUGCUUAUGGUCGGGUACGGCGAUGAAGGGUUCUCGAUUCUGCGGUUUCGGAAAUUGCCGUACUGGAUUAUAAAGAAUUCUUGGGGAGAACGGUGGGGCGAGCGGGGUUAUUAUCGCCUGUGCCGUGGCCAUGGUAUGUGUGGGAUUAACACUAUGGUUUCGGCCGUCGUUACUCGGGCCUAAAUUUUCAGUAAGUUGCGUUUGGUUUUUUUCUAUACUUUUUUCUAUACUGUUUUAGGGGAUAUGUGCUCUUUGAUUUCCAGUAUUUUUUUUUAAUAAAGAAAAAAUCUAAAAAUA